AGCGAAUCUCAGAUCUCUGCAUUGCGGCAAGAGCUGGAGAGCACUCGCGAAAACGCAGUACGGUUCGAGAAGGACUGUAAAGCUGCGGAAGUUGAGCUGUCAAUGCGAGAGAUACAGCAUGAGCAGGCUGUCGCCGCAUUACGGAGAGAUCUCAAUGCUCUCAGGGCGAAUCCUAAGCUCGAGGACAAGGUUAUCGAACUUGAAGAGAGGCACCAAGAAAUGGAGGAGCUCCUGAGGAGCAAGUGCCAAGAAAUCGAAGAGAACGACGAUCGUGUCCUU
Messenger RNA from Postia placenta MAD-698-R-SB12, 279 nucleotides. RefSeq lists its product as hypothetical. Lineage: Eukaryota; Fungi; Basidiomycota; Agaricomycetes; Polyporales; Adustoporiaceae. The record is from RefSeq and is a predicted model, not a curated record. The annotation marks the transcript as partial. The transcript has a single exon.